AUGAAGGUCGUUAGUAUCGUUUUGACUCUUUUGUUUGCCGAGGCAACCGCCUUUUCGGUGGUUGGCCCCGCUACCCAAGCCACUUCAACCGCUUUGAAAGCUGCCACCACGGACAAUGCUGCGAGUGAAGGUGCCAAUUAUUUGGACCGACGCAGCCUUUUCCAAGCCGCUGCUGCUGCCACCAUUGGAGUCUCCGUUUCGGGCUUUAACAUUCUCCCUGCCAAUGCCGCUGACUCGAGCAAGGUGGUGGUAGCUGGAGCCACUGGUCAGACUGGAAGGCGCAUCCUGGAACGUCUUGCUGGCACGUCAGGACUGUCCGUGGUUGGAGGAGUGCGCAGUGUGGACAAGGCCACAGCAGCCUUGCAAAAGGAUUCCACUGUCAUUCGUGGAGCCAUGGUUCAAAAGGUCGCAUCGGUCGACACGUCGGCUGUGGAACUCAAGCACAUGGAUGUCGUCAAGGAUUCGGUCGAUGAAUUGGCGUCGGCCAUGGACGGAGCCGAUUCCUUGGUGAUUGCCACCGGAUUCAUUCCAGGAAAUCCUUUGAAAAUGAAGGAUGCGGCUCAUGCCGUGGACAACUUGGGAACUAUUGCGUUGGUCGAUGCGGCCAAGAAAGCGGGAGUAAAGAAGGUUGUCAUGGUCUCCUCCAUCCUUACCAAUGGACGCAACUGGGGACAAGAAAGCUCUCCUGGAUUCCAAAUCACCAACGCCUUUGGAGGUGUCUUGGACGAGAAAAUUAUUGCCGAAAAUUACCUCCGAAAGUCUGGUCUGGACUACACCAUUGUUCGUCCCGGUGGACUAAAGGCCAAACCUCCUAGUGGCGGACUCAUCAUUUCCAAGGAAGAUAGCUUGAAUUCGGGAGAAAUAUCGAGAGAUUUGGUGGCAGAUGUGUGUGUAGCCGCUAUCAGUGAUCCCAAAGCCAGCAAUAAGGUUCUAGAAAUCAUUGAAGCGGAAGAAGGUGGUCCCAAGGUUUUCAACGGCCUUG
Messenger RNA from Seminavis robusta, 982 nucleotides. NCBI's taxonomy places the organism in Eukaryota, Bacillariophyta, Bacillariophyceae, Naviculales, Naviculaceae. The record is from the annotation of a GenBank genome assembly.